GUAUCCAGAUGUCACCUAAAAGGUCAUAGGGUGGUGGACAGCUCAGACUGGGUUGGGAGCCUGCUGUGGUCCCACUUGUCAUGCAGUGGAAAAGCAAAUUCUUGAUAGGCCCACAGACUUGGGGUUGCCCCAUUUUGCCAGGUACUCGGCCUCAGCUGGUUGCUUACACCACCUUUAUUCCUUCAGUAGACACUUUGAACAGCUUCAGGUCAGAGAGAGCAAUGUCUUCCUGGGGAGCAGCUGUGACAGCCAAGGGCCUUGCAGAGCUGCCCCCCCCCACAUGCUCAGAAGGCCAGCCUUAUUGGUCUGUGCCCCAAAGCUUCCCUGCCAACCCCAAGGAUAUGGGCUGGUCUGAACAUGACCCCCACCUCACCCUGGAUCCCCCGUCUCCAAGUCAGCCUGUCCUGAGGCAGGGGUCGGGGUCGGGAGCUGGUCUGUUGGAUGAGUUUGGGUCUGACUUAGGUGUUCAUCACUCCCACCGCCUUCCAGCAAGGGAGUCGCUGGUGCCUGCUUCCCAGACAGCUGAAUGUCAGAGUAGAAAAGAGGGCAGGGUUUUGUUUUCCUAGUGAGGCAUGACAAGCAAGUGGACACGGUCUGCAUUCAGGGGCUGUCACAUGGGCGACAGCAGUGUCACCGUGGGCUGGUCAUGGCACAGGAUGCCAGGCCUGACCUUAGCAUUUGCAAGUCCAGAACAAGGCCUGGAAAUGUGUCUCCGAUGAAUUGUGACUCUACAGUGGGACUAGGAACGUACUUAGAGCCACUGACCCAACAGCUGAGGAAAAUGAACGAUGCCUUUUGUGACCUCAGAUUCUCCCAAGUUCCAGGAUAGGCGCUAAAAUACUUGCCGAUGCUCUGAAAAGAGGAUCUUCCAUUUAGAAAAGUUGUAUGACUUCCAGGGUUUUCAGAAUGAUCGGUUUCUGAGGACUUUUGGGGGCUUCAUCUGGAAGCUGUAUUGGGACCUCAGAAACACAAGGGAAGGUCUUAAGAUUUUUUCCCUAAGAUUCAAAGACUGCCGAUCUCAGGGCUAGACCAUAUGGGCCAUGGACCCACCACCGCCCAGUCUGCAGGGGAGAAAGGCUGUUACCUGGAGCAGGGACCAAGAAUGGGUGUAUGGGAUUAGAUUUCAGACCUAGCUGUGCCCAGGGCAGUGGCCUAAGCAAAUACAACAUAUUGGCUUCGUGUGGUUUCAGCAGGCAGAGGUCCGAGAAUGUGUAAGGAAUGUAGGGUGUAAGGAGAGGAAAGGUAGGUGGAAAAGAGCCUCCACUAUCCUGUGACUGUUGAAAUUUUUAUUUUUCAUCGAAUACUGUGGAGAAAACAAGAGAAGACAUUUUCAGAAACGUUUGCAGUUCUGUGCAGAUCUUGACUAUCUUCUGACUGUGCUGCUUGUGAUCACUUCAUAAGUGUUUCUUCUUCCUCCAUUGCUUCAACAUUUCUGCCAUGUCUAAAUCUGCUGUGAAGAUAUCCCUGGACCUACUCUCCAACCCGCUGUGUGAGCAGGACCAGGACUUUCUGAACAUGGUGACAGCCCUAGACACAGCUAUGAAGCGGAUGGACGCCUUCAACCAGGAGAAGGUGAACCAGAUCCAAAAGACAGUGAUUGAACCCCUGAAAAAGUUUGGCAGUGUGUUCCCGAGCCUCAGCAUGGCAGUGAAGCGGCGGGAGCAGGCCUUGCAAGACUACCGGAGACUGCAGGCCAAGGUGGAGAAGUACGAGGACAAGGAGAAGACCGGCCCGGUGCUGGCCAAGCUCCACCAGGCCCGAGAGGAGCUGCGGCCGGUCCGGGAAGACUUUGAAGCCAAGAACAAACAGCUCCUGGAUGAGAUGCCGCGGUUCUAUGGCAGCCGACUUGACUACUUCCAGCCCAGCUUCGAGUCCCUGGUCCGGGCCCAGGUUGUGUACUACUCAGAAAUGCAUAAGAUCUUCGGAGACCUCACCCAGCAGCUUGACCAGCCAGGCCACUCAGACGAGCAGCGGGAGCGGGAAAACGAGGCCAAACUAAGUGAGCUCCGAGCCCUCUCCAUCGUGGCUGAUGACUGAGCCCCAGUCCCUCAGGAGUCCUCAGACUCCUUGGGACCUAGAUGACAUCUCUAUAGUCUUUGCUCUUAGCAGGCAUGGAUUCAUGGACCUCCCAAUGGUCUGCCAGCUGGAGACAGGUGGCCACUAUUCAACCUUGCCAGUCCUCCGACUUAAAAGUCUCCAUUUCCUUGAGCCUGACAUUGGGAGCCUCGCAGGCUGCUGUUACCCCCUGCCCAAUGCUGAUAAGCAAUGUAGAAAAAACCCAGGGGCCUGUUUACUUCCAGAACCGUCCAGAAUGUGCUAUACUGUCUGGCCAGCAGGAGCUUCCUGUGUAAGGUGGGGGCCUUAGCUCUGACUACCUCCAGAGGACCUACUCUAGGGAACCCACCAUCCCCUCCCCUCGUGACGCUUCAGCCUAUUGGGUGAGAAGCGGGGCCCGGGGGAGCAGAACUCUGGUCCCUCUGCUGCGGUGGGCCCCUCAUGCCAACAUAAUCCAAGCUGAUCCCCUGCAGGUCCAGCUAGGGAUAAGCCCUGGGUGUUUAGCUUCCCCUGGUACACGGACUUUGUUUCUAGCUGUCUACUAUACAGAACGUCACACGUUGACCCACAGGCCUCAAGGCAAGGCUUAUGUCUCACCUGUGUUGUUGGAAUUCUAUUUUCAAGUAAAGUUUCCAGUAAAACAUUA
Messenger RNA from Peromyscus maniculatus bairdii (prairie deer mouse), 2701 nucleotides. NCBI's taxonomy places the organism in Eukaryota, Metazoa, Chordata, Mammalia, Rodentia, Cricetidae. The record is from RefSeq and is a predicted model, not a curated record.